AUGUACAUCCCCAACACGACGUGGACGUGGUCCUUCGCUGUGGUCACCUUCAUUCAAACACUCGUGACGCUCGCUCUGGAGAUUUACAUCUUUGUUAAUUUCCAGGUGCAAGAAAAAGCCAACGACAGUCCUUCGUCCAAAACUAUCCCGACUUUCCUCGCUCUAUACAGUUUCGGUUUCCUCUACGAGCUGGUAUUGGUCUACGAUGCCCUGCGAGCGAAGAACACUAUUCAGAUUAUCGGUCUUUGUUUGUGCAAUGUUGGACUUUUGAUUUACGGCGCGGUUCAGGUCCAGCAAAUUCGAAAUGCGGUCAACGUCUUACAUGACAACCACAUGAUUGAUUCCAUUGUCUGGGUGCAGUCGGAGCCAUUCCUCAUUAUAAUUCCAUGCAUCGUGGGCCUGGCGACCUUUUUGAUGACCUUUGUGGCAUACAAGUUAUACGACGAAUUUGCCUGGACAAUCUACAAGCACAUCAGUGCUGAUCUGCGCAUGAAACGCCGGUAUUUGACCUAUCAGAUCUACAUCGCCCUUUUGAAGUUCGAUUUCUUCUUCUUCCUCGGUUUCACCGUCCAGUUCCUGGUCGUCGUGUCAUCCUCCAGCCAUAACGCCGAGUUCUACCUCACUAUCGUUGCGAUUCCUGUGACCAUUAUUAUCCUUGCCUGCGGUGCCUGGUUUGUUCGCCGAGAAUCGACUAGCGGUAUGAUCAUUAUCAUUCUCCUUUUCUUUGCCGCCAUGGCCUACUUCGUUUUCAAGCUCUUCCGUAUGUACGCCGCGGCGACCUUUAAGGACUAUCUCCCCGCUCGUCCCUCGAUGACAUUUUUCGCCGUCAUCACGAUCAUCCUGAUUGUGAUCACGAUCAUCAACGCUUGCUUGUGCGUGAACAACUUCCACCGUGGCUUGAAACCGCACAUCAGCAAGAAGAAGAUCAAGCCGGAGGAGAAGACUACCGAGCUCACAUCCAACUUGGCCGCUGGCGGGAUCCCAUCUCGAAUGAUGAUCGACUGA
This is a messenger RNA of Penicillium odoratum, 1005 nucleotides long. RefSeq lists its product as uncharacterized. The coding region runs from base 1 to 1005 and encodes 334 amino acids. NCBI's taxonomy places the organism in Eukaryota, Fungi, Ascomycota, Eurotiomycetes, Eurotiales, Aspergillaceae. The record is from RefSeq and is a predicted model, not a curated record. Gene Ontology annotation, cellular component: Golgi apparatus. The transcript has 4 exons.